Molecule: messenger RNA, 1355 nt
Organism: Miniopterus natalensis
Lineage: Eukaryota; Metazoa; Chordata; Mammalia; Chiroptera; Miniopteridae
Gene: ING1
Product: inhibitor of growth family member 1
Biological process (GO): positive regulation of DNA-templated transcription
Cellular component (GO): nucleus
Source: RefSeq, a predicted model, not a curated record
GAAGCGGAAAGCCGCGCCGAGUCGCCGGGGACCUCGGUGAACCAUGUUGAGCCCUGCCAACGGGGAGCAGAUCCACCUGGUGAACUAUGUGGAGGACUACCUGGACUCCAUCGAGUCUCUGCCUUUCGACCUGCAGAGAAACGUCUCGCUGAUGCGGGAGAUCGACGCGAAAUACCAAGAAAUCCUGAAGGAACUAGAUGACUGUUAUGAGAAAUUUAAACGGGAGACGGACAGCAACCACAAGAGGAGAAUGUUGAACUGCAUUCAGAGAGCCCUGAUCCGGAGCCAGGAGCUGGGUGACGAGAAGAUCCAGAUUGUGAGUCAGAUGGUGGAGCUGGUGGAGAAUAGGACCAGGCAGGUGGACAGUCAUGUGGAACUCUUUGAGGCACACCAAGAGGUCAAUGACACCACUGGCCACAGUGGCAAAGCCGGCCAGGAUAAGUCCAAGAAUGAGACAAUCACACAGGCGGAAAAGCCCAAUAACAAGAGGUCUCGGCGACAGCGCAACAAUGAAAAUCGGGAGAAUGCAGCUAAUAAUCACGACCAUGAUGACAUCACCUCAGGAACCCCUAAGGAGAAGAAAGCAAAGGCCUCCAAGAAGAAGAAACGCUCCAAGGCCAAAGCAGAGAGGGAAGCAUCCCCUGCAGACCUUCCCAUCGACCCAAACGAGCCCACGUACUGUCUGUGCAAUCAGGUCUCCUAUGGAGAAAUGAUUGGCUGUGACAAUGACGAGUGCCCCAUUGAGUGGUUCCACUUCUCCUGUGUAGGACUGAAUCAUAAACCAAAGGGCAAGUGGUACUGUCCCAAAUGUCGAGGGGAGAAUGAGAAAACCAUGGACAAAGCCCUGGAGAAAUCCAAAAAGGAGAGGGCUUAUAGCAGGUAGUUGGUGGGCCUUGCUGAGCAGCGAGGACAACUAAGCCAGUGUAUUUAUUACAUCGCCAUCUUUGGUGAGGCGCAAAGACUGUACAAUGUAUAUUUUUAAAGAAUGUUAGAAAAGGAGCCAUUCCUUUUGUAGGGAUGGCAGUGAUUCUCUGCCUUUUGUUUUCGUUGGUACACAUGUGUAACAAGAAAGUGGUCUGUGGAUCAACAUUUUAGGAACUACAAAUAUAGGUUUGAAUUAAACACUCAAGUGAGUCUCAGACUGAUUUUUUUUUUUGGCUGGGAAGUUGACUUGGAAGCAACCUAACACGUUAAAUGUAGACAGAAAAGAUUCAUUUAGCUACUGUUUUGUUUUAACAAAAAUAAUGUUAUUAUUUCGUGAACAAAUUUUUAAAAAAUUAGUCAACUUGCUAAGUCUUCUUGCUAUAAUGAUGUAUAUCCAUAUAACAAUUCAAUAAAAGGGUUUAAAGUUUGAA